UGGUCUUCAUUUUCAAAUUGCCAUGGAAAUCUGUUACUCUAUGUUCAUCGCUCCUUUUACAACAAUUUUAAGCUUUUCCACCUUACUUGUUUUCAUCACUUUUGCUUUGUGUCACCUCUUUAAGCUUCAAUGGCAGCGCAAUGCCCAAAAGCCUAAACUGCCCUCUCUUCCGCCAGGCCCUAAACCUUGGCCUAUUGUGGGAAACCUCCCUGAAUUAAUCAUAAACAAGAAGAAAACUUCGGUUUCUCAUUGGAUACACAGUUUCAUGAAAGAAAUGAACACCGAAAUUGCUUGUAUUCGUCUAGGAAAUGUUCAUGUGAUUCCCGUUACUUGUCCUGAAAUCAGUCUCCAAUUCAUGAGAAAACAGGAUGCUAUUUUUGCUUCAAGACCCCUUACCAUGGCCACUGAUGUCCUCUCAAAAGGGCACUUAACCACUAUUUUUUCACCCUUAGGAGAUCAGUGGAGAAAAAUGAAGAGAGUCAUGGUUAGCGAGAUGCUUUCACAUGAAAGACAUCGAUGGCUGCACGAGAAAAGAGUUGAAGAAGCUGAUAACCUCGUGCGUUACGUACUUAACCAAUGCAAAAAUGGUGAUGAAGGCGGCCUAGUGGACUUAAGACUGGUUGCCCGACAUUAUUGUUGCAGUGUGAUGAAGAAGUUGAUCUUUAAUCGAGGAUACUUGGGAGAAGGGAAAGCAGAUGGUGGACCUGGUUUUGAGGAAGAAGAAUACGUCGACGCCAUUCUCGCUUUAGUCAUUCAUCUUUAUUCCUUUUGUAUAUCUGAUUACUGGCCAUUUUUGAGAGGCCUCGACCUGGAGGGGCAUGAGAAAAUCGUGGAGGACGCAACUAGGGUUCUAGAGAAAUAUAACAAUCCCAUUAUUGAAGACAGGAUUCAACAAUGGAGAGAUGGCAAGAAACAUGAACCUCAAGACUUGCUUGAUGUUUUGGUUUCUUUAACGGAUGACAAUGGUACCCCACUACUGUCCGCGGACGAGAUUAAAGCUCUAGUUAAUGAAAUUAUGGUUGCUUCAGUGGAUAAUCCAUCCAAUAACUUAGAAUGGGCACUUGCGGAGAUGUUAAAUAAACCAGAGACGCUACAAAAGGCCAGAGACGAAUUAGAUACUGUGGUUGGAAAACAUAGGUUAAUACAAGAAUCUGAUGUCCCACAACUUAACUAUACUAAGGCAUGCGCCAGAGAAGCCUUUAGACUCCAUCCUGUUGCACCAUUUAGCCCUCCUCACGUGUCCGUGACUGAUACAACAGUGGGCGACUACUUCAUCCCUAAGGGUAGCCAUGUGAUAGUUAGUCGGAUUGGGCUUGGUCGAAACCCUAAAGUUUGGGACGAGCCAGGCGAGUUCAAGCCAGAACGUCACCUCCAGGAUUGUAAUAAAGGCGAAGAAGUGGUGCUUAAAGAGCCAGAUUUGCGGUUGUUUACAUUCGGUAGAGGAAGGAGAGGGUGCCCUGGAGUGGUGCUUGGAAGCUUGAUGACUACCAUGCUGUUUGCGAGGCUAUUGCAAGGAUUCGAUUGGAGCAUCCCGACUAACCAGGGAACCAUUGAUCUUUGUCCAGGAAGGGGAGUUCCCUUUCUGGCUAAACCACUGCUUGCUGUUGCAAAGCCACGAUUGCCACCGCAUGUCUACUCUUUUUCAACUGAAAGUGAAAUACAGUGCUUAACUUCUUGACGAAGAUGGGGGUUGGCAAGGGAGACCUGUUUGUGGCUUGGUUCUAAUGAAAUUGUUUUUAUCCCUAGUAUAUAUUUCCCGAUGUAGCUUAUUUCGGUGUUUGUAUGGGGUGUACUCACUUCAGCAACUUCUUAUGUAUUGUUUUCUCAUUAAUAAAAAUGGAUAAGCAGUUAGUAGCUUAUGUAUUGCUUUCCAUGCAACUUCAUCAAUGCACAUGAUAAAGUUUUUCAUUCGAGCUUUCCA
This is a messenger RNA of Gossypium arboreum, 1921 nucleotides long. Its product is annotated as phenylalanine N-monooxygenase CYP79D16. The record is from RefSeq and is a predicted model, not a curated record. NCBI's taxonomy places the organism in Eukaryota, Viridiplantae, Streptophyta, Magnoliopsida, Malvales, Malvaceae. The coding region runs from base 23 to 1678 and encodes 551 amino acids. Gene Ontology annotation, molecular function: monooxygenase activity; iron ion binding; oxidoreductase activity, acting on paired donors, with incorporation or reduction of molecular oxygen. The transcript has 2 exons.